CAGUUGCUGCGGUUGAAACAGGACGAAACAGAAGAAACUUUGGCUGAGCAAUUUCGGCGCAGCUCUGCAGGCGACAGUUCUGCAGUUUUCAUUUCAACGCGCCCGGUUUUCAACCAACAACUUCAAGCGGAAUCAUGGAAGUUUACGUGGCUGUGAUUUUCGCGUAUGGAGUGUCGGCGCUCAGUGCCGCGGAGGAGAAGGCAGUUUGUCCACUCGGAUAUUUCCCAUGUGGCAACCUCACCGUCUGUCUCCCUCAGCUGCUGCACUGCAACGGCAUCGAUGACUGUGGGAAUCAAGCCGAUGAGGAGAACUGUGGGGAUAAUAAUGGAUGGCCUCACCUUUUUGACAACUACUUUGGAAUGCCAAGCCACAACACUCAGACCAAGUCCAACCUGUGCUUACUGGGUGCAGUUCCGGAGCGGUGCCAGUGUUUAGACCUGGAACUGGACUGUGACAGUGCACGGCUUCAACAUAUUCCAGUGGUGGCGAUAAAUAUCACCAUGAUGUCCCUGCAAAGAAAUCAUCUUCAGAGACUGAGAGCAAAUGGAUUCUUUAUCUACCAGAGCCUGCAAAAACUAUAUCUGCAGCACAACAGAAUUCAAGACGUCAGUCCAGAUGCCUUCAGAGGGCUUCAUAACCUGACGAGGCUGUAUUUGAGUUACAACAAAAUAACGGUGCUGAAGCCUGGGGUGUUCAGGGACCUGCACAAGCUGGAGUGGCUAAUCCUAGAAAACAAUAACAUCCAUCAGAUAUCUGCCAUGACGUUUUCAGGACUGAACUCUCUCGUUCUGCUGGUCUUGCUGAACAACUCUUUGACCAAGCUGGAUGACAUCUGUCAGGAAAUGCCUCGGCUGAACUGGCUGGAUUUGGAAGGAAAUCUAAUUGAGACGAUUGGAAAUGUCUCCUUUCACUCUUGCAGCAUGUUGACAGUUCUGGUUUUGCAGCGAAACAGGAUCAACUAUAUACACGAGCAGGCAUUCUCUGUCCUCAGGAAGCUCGGAGAGCUGGACCUGUCCAACAACAGACUGGUGGCCAUUCCCAGAAAACUUUUCAUCUUACUGGAGGACUUGCUUCAGCUGAAUAUUUCAUACAAUCCCAUCAUGGAGCUCCAAGUCGACCACUUUGACCGAUUACAUAAAUUGAAGUCACUGAGCAUAGAGGGAAUAGAAAUUGGAAACAUUCAGCGAAGGAUGUUUGAGCCUCUUAAAUACUUAACUCACAUCUACUUCAAGAAGUUCCAGUACUGCGGCUACGCCCCUCACGUGCGCAGCUGCAAGCCCAACACUGACGGCAUCUCCUCCUUUGAGAACCUGCUGGCCAACAUCGUCCUGAGGGUCUUCGUGUGGGUCGUCUCCGCCACAACCUGCUUUGGCAACAUCUUCGUCAUCUGCAUGCGCUCAUACAUCCGCUCCGAGAACAAGCUCCACGCCAUGUGCAUCAUCUCCCUCUGCUGCGCAGAUGGACUCAUGGGCGUCUACCUCUUCAUGAUCGGUUCGUAUGACCUGAAGUUUCGAGGCGAGUACAACAGGCAUGCCCAGUCCUGGAUGGACAGCACCCAGUGCCAGAUCAUCGGCUCUUUGGCCAUGCUGUCCACCGAAGUGUCUGUGCUGCUCCUAACUUACCUCACCCUGGAGAAGUACAUCUGCAUCGUCUACCCCUUCCAGUACUUGACCCCUGGUCGGCGACGAACUGUCACCAUCCUGACCAGCAUUUGGGUGUUCGGUUUAAUAGUAGCCUUCCUGCCGCUGGCAUGUAAGGGCUUGUUCCGUAACUUCUACGGGACAAACGGAGUUUGUUUCCCUCUGCACUCCGAGCAGCCGGAGACGCCCUGGGCUCACGUUUACUCCAUCGUCAUUUUUCUCGGUCUGAACCUGGUGGCGUUCCUCAUCAUCGUGUUCUCUUAUGCAAGCAUGUUUUAUAACAUCCAGAGAACUGGAACUCAGACCACCAAGUUCGCCAACCACAUUAAAAAAGAGGUCACCAUCGCCAAGAGGUUCUUCUCCAUCGUCAUCACCGAUUCGCUCUGCUGGAUCCCCAUCUUUGUCCUCAAGAUCCUGUCACUGCUGCAGGUGGAGAUUCCCGGAACCAUCAGCUCAUGGGUCGUGAUAUUCAUUCUCCCCAUCAACAGUGCCCUGAACCCCAUCCUCUACACCCUCACCACGCGGCCUUUCAAAGAGACCAUUCUGCAGGUGUGGGCUAACUACAGGCAGAAGAGGCCGCUGUUCAGUGGUCACCCUCCUCAUCAUCCGUCGCUCACUUGGCAGGAAAUGUGGCCCAUGCAAGAAAACAGCAUGGGAGGGGCCCCUCCCGAAACGGCAAACACAGCAGCCAAGCUUACCCCAGUGGAGGACGCCAACGAUGGGUACAAUGACUUCAUCAUGCAGCAGCAGCAGCAGCAAAAGCAGCUGAUUGUGCUGCCAGUGUGCACAGAGAAACAAACUGUGCAGCAAACACACACACACACAAUCGCACAAACCAACGAACUGCUCUAAGGGUUUGGCCAGUCCUGUAUUGUCUGUAUGCAAGACUUACUGUUUUUAUGUUCUUUCACCUUCAAGGUUUGAAUUCAUGGUAGAAUAAUUGUUUGCUCACAAUUUUUUUUAUUAAUUUUUUUCUUUAUGAUGAAACUUUUUACAAUGUUUUAUGCACACGUGUGACCCAUGUAGCAGCAUAAACAGCCAAUGGGGAAGUUACAAGGCAGUGUUUUUAGCAGGAGAAGAAAAUGAUGAAGGUCAAGUGUCUGGGUGCAUCUGUGUGGCACCAGUAGUGUUUUAGAUCCACUCCUGUGUCUUAUGGAGGCACAGUAACAGCCAAGAGAGCCUGCGAGGGUGUAGGAGUUAGCAUCAGGGCUGCUAUUAUAUUAGCGUGGGUCUAAAUGUGGCUGCAGUGAUUGAUCCCAGGCAGAAAUGGCUCAGAGGUGGAGGGCUAUUGAAGAGAAGCAGCACUUUUACAAUGAAAGUUGCUUCUGUGCAAAGAUGGAGCUUGUUCUGAUCGAUUGGCCAUUAAACCAGAGUUUGUGUAUCUCAGAGUCCCAGCAGUGAUGCAGCAGUUUGAUUUUUCUUUUAAAGAUUUUUGGGUUCAGUUAGAGCUAAAGUGAAGGAGCAGCAGGUGUUUCAUCUUUCUCCUUUCAGGUAUCUGUGUUCAAAUAUAUUUUCCCUGGUAAAUUAUUGCACAUUUUCUAAUUUGUUAACCCACAGUGGGAACAUGUUCUAGUGGUGAUAAAUUAUGAAAAUUAUUCCUUUAAAAAAAAGCAAAUUAAUGUCUGAAAGACAGAUGCGUCUCCUGGUUUAUUGACGUGGUUCUGGCCCUGGUUUGUGAGUAUUAAAGCUCAAACAUG
Molecule: messenger RNA, 3337 nt
Organism: Oryzias melastigma (Indian medaka)
Lineage: Eukaryota; Metazoa; Chordata; Actinopteri; Beloniformes; Adrianichthyidae
Gene: rxfp1
Product: relaxin family peptide receptor 1
Exons: 18
Coding region: 135-2492 (785 amino acids)
Biological process (GO): G protein-coupled receptor signaling pathway
Cellular component (GO): membrane
Molecular function (GO): protein binding; G protein-coupled receptor activity
Source: RefSeq, a predicted model, not a curated record